Molecule: messenger RNA, 958 nt
Organism: Anthonomus grandis grandis
Lineage: Eukaryota; Metazoa; Arthropoda; Insecta; Coleoptera; Curculionidae
Exons: 3
Coding region: 115-867 (250 amino acids)
Biological process (GO): sensory perception of smell
Molecular function (GO): odorant binding
Source: RefSeq, a predicted model, not a curated record
GGGUUUAAAUGGUGUAUGAGAAUAACAACAUUCGUAUAAAAGGUGAUUUUUCUCACUUAAGGUAUAUUAUUUUGUUUAAACAUAUGGUUAAGAAUAAUAUAGUAUUAUUUCAAAAUGAAUAAGUUAAUUAUUGGAUUUGUUGUAUUGGGAGCUAUAGCGUUGGCUAAGGCUGGCCUAACAGAUGAACAAAAAGCAAAAGUGCAAGUAUAUGGUAAAGAAUGCGUGAAAGACACCGGAGUAGAUCCAGAACUGAUUAAAAAAGCACGUGGAGGUUCCUUCGCAGAUGACGCCAAACUAAAAGCGUUCACCUUCUGUAUGUCCACGAAAAUCGGCUUCCAGAACGAUGCCGGAGAUAUCCAGGCUGACGUGAUUAAAGAAAAACUCAGCUCCGCCAUCAGUGCCGAAGUAGCUGAUAUGCUGAUCGAGCGUUGCUUAAAGAAGUUAGACACCAACGAGGAUACGGCUUAUGAGGUGUUCAAGUGUUAUUAUGAAAACACUCCGGAGCACCUUGUCAAAUCUUUGACUGAUAAGCAAAAGGAGCUGCUGGCCCAACACUACAAACAAUGCGUGGAAAAGUCCAAAGUUGACCAGGCCGUUCUCCAAAGAGCCCGUUCCGGAGACUUUGCUGACGAACCCAAACUGAAGGAGCACAUCCUCUGCAUAACUGAGAAAAUUGGAUUCCAAAAUGCCCAGGGAGUCCUCCAGAAGGACGUGAUCGAAAAGAAGCUUAAGGAGGCCCUUAAGGGAGAUGAAGCUAAGACCAAACAGCUGAUCAAGGCCUGCGCAAUCGCCAAUAGCGACAAGAAACUGCAAGCCUUUAACGCAUUGAAAUGCGUCUACCAAAAGGCUAACAUCAAUCUCUUGUAGAUUGUUGAAUUGACUUUUUAAGACUUAAAUGAAAUUUUCAUGAGAAGUGUACGAGUGUAAUAGAAAAUAAAUGAUAUAAGUGAUAAUAGAA